This is a messenger RNA of Aspergillus campestris IBT 28561, 568 nucleotides long. RefSeq names its product complex I NDUFA12 subunit family protein. Gene Ontology annotation, cellular component: membrane. NCBI's taxonomy places the organism in Eukaryota, Fungi, Ascomycota, Eurotiomycetes, Eurotiales, Aspergillaceae. The record is from RefSeq and is a predicted model, not a curated record. The coding region runs from base 22 to 435 and encodes 137 amino acids. The transcript is spliced from 7 exons. Gene Ontology annotation, biological process: response to oxidative stress; mitochondrial respiratory chain complex I assembly.
CCCCCCCCACCACCACCCACCAUGUCGACUAUCCUGCGUACUCUGCGUAAUCUGCGCAGAAUCGGUUUCAAGGAAUAUGGUCACCAGAUGCAGAACAUGGGUGACACCAAGGCCGGUACUCUGAUCGGAACCGACCGUUUCGGCAACAAAUACUUCGAGAACUUGGGAGAAGAGCUGCCUCUCCGCACGCGGUGGGUAGACUACAAGGUGUCGACAUACGGUGACGCCUCGGAGAUUGAGCCCGGCUGGCACGCCUGGAUCUCCUACAUGGUGGAUGCCCCUCCCACCCAGGACAAGAUCCUGCAGACCGGUCACCGCAUCUGGGAGCUGCCCGAUCACCGUGCCAACCCGACGCUCAGCCGUGGUGCCUUCAAGACCUACUCCACGACCCGCCCCAAGUUCAGCGCCUGGACGCCCGUUGCGGCUCCCCGGUAAAAACGACAAAAGCCUCGCUAUGGAAUGAUUUGGAUCCAGGACUGGGUGGAGAGGACCACUGCUGGGUCCUGUGUAAAUAAACAAAGAUGUCUGUCUGUCCGGUUUCUUUCUAGGUUGCUUGAAAUACAAAGGG